UGUUCACUCGGGUUUUAACGGAUAUGGCGACACCUGUUUGGGGAUGGGAUGUGCAUUCAACCACUCUUUGUACUCAUGAGCCAGGAGUGAUAGAAGCUGAGUUUGCCAAGAUAGGUACUGCAAGAGUUAUGAAGGAAUUUCUAACAUAUCGCAAUCCUGGUCCACUUUUCCUGCCUAAAGACAAAAUGUUUGGACAUCCCCUAGAUGCUCCAAUCGUCUUGCCGAGUUGGUUGUCUGAGGAUGAAGUCAACUACUAUGCCAGCAAAUUUGAGAAGACAGGAUUCACUGGGGGAAUAAACUACUACAGAAACUUGGACCUAAAUUGGGAACUCACUGCUGCAUGGACUGGGGCUCAAGUGAAAGUUCCAGUUAAGUUUAUUGUGGGGGACCAGGACCUAACUUAUAAUUCUGUGGGCAUCAAGGACUUCAUACACAAAGGUGGGUUCAAGAAAUAUGUGCCUCUUCUGGAAGAGGUAGUUGUAAUGGAAGGAGUUGCCCAUUUUAUCAACCAAGAAAGGCCUGAUGAAAUCAACAAACACAUUCAUGACUUCAUCGCAAAAUUUCACUAAUUAGCUGUCUAUAUAUGUAUGUAUUUUGUAUGCUGCUGCUGCUGUUUCAAACUUUCUAUUAUGCAUUUCUCGAUCGCAUGACUUUAAAGUGCUUUUGUGUGACUUUGAAGUGUUGUGCUUU
This is a messenger RNA of Prunus dulcis (almond), 690 nucleotides long. Its product is annotated as epoxide hydrolase A-like. The transcript has 3 exons. NCBI's taxonomy places the organism in Eukaryota, Viridiplantae, Streptophyta, Magnoliopsida, Rosales, Rosaceae. The coding region runs from base 24 to 569 and encodes 181 amino acids. Gene Ontology annotation, molecular function: hydrolase activity. The record is from RefSeq and is a predicted model, not a curated record.